GCACCCUACCUGCUCCCUCUUACUCUCAGUCAGGUCAGUCCAAAUCUCCCCUUUUCAUUUCAUUUCUCAUCACUCACUAUGGCCCCCGCCGUCACUCUUGUUGGCCCACCUGAGAUCUACACUCUCAAAUCAACUCCAACUACUCAAACCACCGUCACCACCACCGCCGAUGCUGCUGCUGCUGCUUCUGCUCCCACUGGCAACGCCUUCAUUGACCAAAUGGUGGCCAAUUUCAAUUCCUUUUCGACCAUUGAAAAUCCACCAAUGGGAUUAACAGAGAACAUGUCACCAACAUUUAUCUCUACUGGUAACCCCUGUCUUGACUUUUUCUUCCAUAUUGUUCCUGACACUCCCUCUCAAAGACUCGUUGAGACACUCCAACUAGCUUGGUCGCAAAAUCCACUAACCGCCCUCAAACUCGUCUGUAACCUCCGUGGUGUCCGCGGUACCGGCAAGUCUGAUCGUGAAGGAUUCUACGCUGCUGCUCUCUGGUUUCAUCAACAUCACCCCAAAACCCUAGCUUCCAAUGUUCCUUCCCUUGCUGACUUUGGUUAUUUCAAAGAUCUCCCUGAAAUCCUUUACCGUCUUCUAGAAGGUUCUUCAAUUCGCAAAACACGGAAAGAAGAGUGGAAGAACCAAAGGAAAUUGGGAUCCAAAAACAAAAACAACAAGCUUUCAUCCUCAUCAACCCCUUUUGGUGUUAGAAAAACAAAUAAAAAACAGAGCCACAACAAAAAUGACAACAAAGAGUGGAAAGGAACAGAGAAAGACUCUUUGAUGACUGAAGAGGUGCUGGCCAGAGCUAAGGCUCAGAAAGAAACUGCUCACGCUUUGAAGGAAGAGAAGAGGAUUGCUUUGGCUAAGAAGCUUGUUGAACGUUACACUACCGACCCCAAUUUUAAGUUACUUCAUGAUUCUAUCUCUGAUCAUUUUGCUGAUUGCUUGAAGAAAGAUCUUCAGUUUUUGAAAUCUGGGUCGCCCACAAAAAUCAGUCUUGCUGCUAAAUGGUGCCCGUCCAUUGACUCUUCCUUUGAUAGGUCAACACUUCUGUGUGAGAGCAUUGCAAAGAGGGUCUUUCCUAGGGAGGAGUAUGAAGGUGUGGAGGAGGCUCAUUAUGCUUAUAGGGUUCGUGAUCGGUUGAGGAAGGAUGUGUUGGUGCCAUUGAGGAAGGUGCUGGAGUUGCCUGAGAUUUUCAUUGGUGCUAAUCAAUGGAAUUUGAUCCCUUACAAUAGGGUUGCUUCUGUUGCAAUGAAGUUUUAUACGGAGAAGUUUUUAAAGCAUGAUAAAGAGAGGUUUGAGAAGUACUUGGAGGAUGUGAAAGCAGGGAAGACUACCAUCGCGGCUGGUGCUUUACUUCCCCAUGAGAUUAUAGGGUCUUUGGGAGAUGGAGAUGGUGGUGAAGUUGCAGAGUUGCAGUGGAAGAGAAUCGUUGAUGAUUUGCUCAAGAAAGGAAAGAUGAGCAAUUGUCUUGCUGUGUGUGAUGUGUCUGGGAGUAUGAGUGGGAUCCCCAUGGAGGUGUCUGUGGCAUUAGGAUUGUUGGUGUCUGAAUUGAAUGACGAACCUUGGAAAGGGAAGGUUAUUACUUUCAGUGCCGAGCCUCAGCUUCAUUUGAUUCAGGGGGAUGAUCUGAAGUCCAAGACAGAGUUUGUGAGGAACAUGGAUUGGGGGAUGAACACUGAUUUCCAGAAGGUGUUUGAUCGCAUAUUGGAUGUGGCUGUCAAUGGGAAUCUCAAGGAGGAACAGAUGAUUAAGAGGAUCUUUGUAUUCAGUGACAUGGAGUUUGAUGAAGCUUCUGCAAACUCUUGGGAGACAGAUUACCAAGCAAUUACUAGGAAGUACAGAGAGAAAGGGUAUGGUUCGUCUGUGCCUCAGAUAGUGUUCUGGAAUUUGAGAGACUCGAAGGCCACCCCAGUGCCGGCCACUCAGAAAGGAGUGGCGCUCGUAAGUGGAUUUUCUAAGAAUCUGCUGACAUUGUUCUUGGAUAAUGAAGGUGAUAUAAGCCCUGUAGAAGCCAUGGAAGCUGCCAUUGCCGGCCCUGAGUAUCAGAAACUAGUUGUGUUGGAUUGAUUUCCUUCUAUAUUAGUGUUUUACUAAGUGCAACAACUUUAGCAAUUAAUCAAUGUUCCUGUAACUUUUUAUCUGUUGGAGUAUCAAGUGAGUGUAAGGAAUUUUAAAUUUAAUGAAAUUGGGCUAAACUUACAUGCA
Messenger RNA from Trifolium pratense (red clover), 2205 nucleotides. RefSeq lists its product as uncharacterized. Bases 79 to 2067 code for a protein of 662 amino acids. The record is from RefSeq and is a predicted model, not a curated record. NCBI's taxonomy places the organism in Eukaryota, Viridiplantae, Streptophyta, Magnoliopsida, Fabales, Fabaceae. The transcript has a single exon.